Melanotaenia boesemani (Boeseman's rainbowfish) is the source of this 3373-nucleotide messenger RNA. RefSeq names its product AP-2 complex subunit alpha-2-like. Gene Ontology annotation, biological process: clathrin-dependent endocytosis; intracellular protein transport. The coding region runs from base 168 to 2927 and encodes 919 amino acids. NCBI's taxonomy places the organism in Eukaryota, Metazoa, Chordata, Actinopteri, Atheriniformes, Melanotaeniidae. Gene Ontology annotation, molecular function: clathrin-cargo adaptor activity. Gene Ontology annotation, cellular component: membrane coat; AP-2 adaptor complex. The transcript is spliced from 22 exons. The record is from RefSeq and is a predicted model, not a curated record.
UAGUCUUGUUCCUGUCUGUCAUUUAUCGGUGCUCCCUUCACUUCACAGACUUGCUAGCUCUGGAGCCAAACAACUGGAACAAAGUUAAUCCAUAUAACUGAGCUUGAAAGAGAGAGAGAGAGAAAAAAGAAGCACAAAGAACUUUGCAUUGACGAGGAGUGAAUAAAAUGCCUGCAGUCUCUAAAGGGGAUGGGAUGCGUGGUCUGGCUGUGUUCAUCUCCGAUAUCAGGAACUGUAAAAGUAAAGAGGCAGAAAUCAAGAGGAUAAACAAAGAGCUGGCCAACAUUCGUUCCAAAUUUAAAGGAGACAAGGCUUUGGACGGGUACAGUAAAAAGAAGUACGUCUGCAAGCUGCUCUUCAUCUUUCUUCUGGGCCAUGACAUCGACUUUGGACACAUGGAGGCGGUCAACCUCCUCAGCUCCAACAAGUACACAGAGAAGCAAAUUGGUUACCUGUUUAUCUCGGUGCUGGUGAACUCUAACAGCGACCUGAUCCGUCUGAUCAACAACGCCAUCAAGAAUGACCUCACCAGCCGCAACCCGACCUUCAUGAACCUGGCUCUGCACUGCAUCGCUAACGUGGGCAGCAGGGAGAUGGCAGAGGCUUUCGCUUCUGAAAUUCCCAGGAUCCUGGUUGCAGGGGACACCAUGGACAGCGUUAAGCAGAGUGCAGCACUGUGUCUGUUACGACUCAACAGGGCUUCUCCUGACCUCGUGCCCGUGGGGGAAUGGACAGCGCGCGUGGUCCAUCUGCUUAAUGAUCAGCACCUGGGAGUGGUAACAGCAGCUACCAGCCUCAUAACUACUCUGGCCCAGAAGGGUCCUGAUGACUUUAAAACCUCCAUUUCAUUGGCCAUAGCCAGGCUCAGCAGGAUCGUAACCUCCACAUCCAUCGACCUGCAGGACUAUACGUACUACUUUGUUGCUGCACCGUGGUUGUCGGUUAAGUUGCUGCGUCUGCUACAGUGCUACCCUCCACCUGAGGAUGCAGCUCUACGAAGUCGUCUGACCGAGUGUCUCGAGACCAUCCUGAAUAAAGCUCAGGAGCCACCAAAGUCCAAGAAGGUCCAGCACUCCAAUGCAAAGAAUGCUGUUCUGUUUGAAGCCAUCUCCCUCAUCAUCCACCAUGACAGUGAGCCCACCCUGUUGGUACGAGCCUGCAACCAGCUUGGUCAGUUUCUGCUGCACAGAGAAACAAACCUCCGGUACUUGGCUUUGGAGAGCAUGUGCACUCUGGCCAGCUCUGAGUUUUCUCACGAGGCCGUAAAGACGCACAUAGAGACAGUCAUCAAUGCCCUGAAGACAGAGAGAGACGUGAGCGUCCGCCAGCGGGCUGUGGAUCUGCUGUACGCCAUGUGCGACCGCAGCAACGCCAGGCAGAUCGUGGCAGAGAUGCUGAGAUACUUGGAGACUGCAGACUACUCAAUCAGAGAGGAAAUAGUCCUCAAGGUGGCCAUCCUGGCUGAAAAGUACGCAGUGGACUACACCUGGUACGUGGACACAAUCCUCAACCUCAUCCGCAUCGCUGGUGACCAUGUCAGCGAGGAGGUGUGGUACCGGGUCAUCCAGAUUGUCAUAAACCGCGAUGACGCCCAGGGAUAUGCUGCCAAAACUGUCUUUCAGGCACUACAGGCUCCAGCCUGCCAUGAGAAUCUAGUCAAGGUGGGAGGUUACAUCCUCGGAGAGUUUGGAAACCUGAUUGCUGGUGACUCACGCUCCAGCCCUCUGGUCCAGUUCAACCUCCUCCACUCCAAGUUUCACCUGUGCUCUGUGCCAACUCGGGCCCUGUUGCUGUCCGCUUACAUCAAGUUCAUUAAUUUGUUUCCAGAAGUUAAAUCCACAAUCCAAGACGUCUUGCGCUCAGACAGCCAGCUCCGCAACGCCGAUGUUGAGCUGCAGCAGAGAGCUGUCGAGUACCUUCGACUCAGCUGCAUCGCCAGCACGGACAUACUGGCCACAGUGUUAGAAGAAAUGCCCCCAUUCCCCGAGAGAGAGUGUUCAAUCCUGGCCAAGCUGAAGAAAAAGAAGGGCUCCAGCAAACUGCCUGUCAUCGAGGAUACCCGACGCAGCGUCAACGGUAGCAGCGAGUGCAGCGAGGACGUUGAAGUCAUGGGAACGACCCGUCCUGCUACAGAUGUGCUGAAUCUAAACUCAUCACCCUCUGCAGGAGCCAGUCUGCUAGUUGAUGUCUUGUCUGACAUCUCCACCCCUACAUCCACACACGUGUCGGAGGAACAUUUUUCCAGCUUUGUGUGCAGGAACAGUGGUGUCAUCUUCGAGAACCAGCUUCUGCAGAUCGGACUGAAGGCUGAGUUUCGUCAGAACCUGGGUCGCAUGUAUGUGUUUUAUGGCAACAAGACAUCUACUCAGUUCCUCAGCUUCACCUCAUCAGUGAGCAGCCGUGAGCUGAAUGUCCAUGCUAAGGCGGUAGACUCCAUAAUAGAGGGUGGAGCUCAGGUCCAGCAGCUUCUGAACAUUGAAUGUGUGUCAGAUUUCUCAGAUGCACCAGUACUCAGCAUUGCGUUCAGAUGUGGUGGAGCUUUGCAGAACAUCGCAGUGAAGCUUCCUGUGAUGCUGAAUAAGUUUUUCCAGCCUACAACCAUGAUGUCCCAAGACUUCUUCCAACGCUGGAAACAGCUCGGAGCGCCUCAACAAGAGGUUCAGAAAAUCUUCAAAGCCAAACACUCAAUGGACAUGGACGUAACCAAAGCAAAGCUGUUGGGUUUUGGUGUCGCGUUGUUGGACGGGGUGGAUCCCAAUCCUGGAAACUUUGUUGGAGCUGGAGUCAUUCACACUAAGAACACUCAGGUGGGCUGCCUCCUUCGGCUGGAGCCCAAUGCACAAGCACAGAUGUUCCGUCUCACCCUCCGGUCCAGCAAGGAGUCUGUAUCUCAGAGACUGUGUGAGCUGCUUUCAGAUCAGUUUUAGAUAUUUUUACACCUUCACUUUCUUAGUCUCACUGUUGAUUGGAAACGAUGUAUUGUACAAGUGUAACUGUUUUUUUUUAACUUGCUUUACCUUUAAGUGAACUGAGAUGUAUUUUUGCACAUGGCUUUACUUACCUGGUGUUUGCACUGAGAGCACCUUGGCGCAGAGGUUGAUGGUCCUGAAAUUGUCUCUGCAGCCUUGCAGCUGUUUUAAAUGUGUUAUUCGGGUACACACGGUUGUUUCACAGCCACUCUGAACCCGUUGGCUUAAACUUUAAAUCACAGAAGUACUUCAGACGAUGUCGAACACGAUAUUCUGAUGUUUCUUCCUCACUCUACUACUUAAACACAUCGUCUCCGAACACUUUCUAUGAAACAACUUUGUUUCCAUUUUUAACAUUUUAAUCAACAUUUUCAACAUUGAAAUAAAAGAAAGAAAACAUAGAA